Messenger RNA from Plenodomus lingam JN3, 4203 nucleotides. RefSeq lists its product as uncharacterized. The record is from RefSeq and is a predicted model, not a curated record. NCBI's taxonomy places the organism in Eukaryota, Fungi, Ascomycota, Dothideomycetes, Pleosporales, Leptosphaeriaceae. Gene Ontology annotation, molecular function: protein binding.
AUGGCUGCAGACAAGCGAUGGAACCUUGGAAGUGACCGGCUAUUGUUUCUAUCCACACCGAAUCCACAGAGGUCCGAUUGGAAUGGACAGCAGCUUAGUAGUACUCUAGAGGAAACGGCGCUUAACAAGGUCACCACUUUGCCACGGCAUGAGGCAAAAUCAUCAUCAUCCACCAACGCAGAAGACCUUGUUCUUGCGAAUCAGCGUGGGCAGAGACUACCGGUUGCCUGCCUGGGUCCUGUAGCCGCAGCUCGAGCAUCUCCAUGGGCGGAUGAUGUUGACGUGAAGGAUUGCUUUGCUUUGCUCUGCUCUGCUCUGCUCAGCGUUGGUGUUGGUGUUGGUGACGGUGGUGGCACAUGCAAAGGCCAAAAGAUCCAUGGGCCACCUGAGGAGGGAGGCAUGGAGGACCUUGGAAGCUUGGAAGCUUGGAAGGUUCGCCCAGUGUUGCGGCCCGUUCGGUCUUCGCUUCUCCCCCCCGCUGUCCACUCAACCCUACCUACCAACCACCACCACCACUUCCAUACAUACCCACCACCGGCCGGCCCUCGUGACAUUUGCAGCUGUGCCUUUGUCCCCUGCCUUUCUGCCCUGUUGCCGCCUUCUCUGCUGCAGUGCCUUUCUGUCCAGGUCGACUUGCCAACACACUCCACUCGCUACCUUCCUCCUUGCUUUCCUCCUAUCUCGCCUUCCGGUUGUCAGCGGCGAAGGCGGCGAAGCCACCUACCGAGGAACCGCUACGACGACCCUCCGCCCGCCUACGCUUUUGACAACCUCCUCUCCCCCACCCACGCACUGUCACGUCACGACCCCGACGACCCACGGCAGACACGCAAUCACCCUGAUCGGACGACAACCGGCUUCUACGGCCACCUUGAAGCCGCCAGAAGCGCUCAGCCAACCCCAAACACGCUCAACACGCUCAACACCGCGCUCGACUCACCGUGCAACAUGACCCCGACACCUUCAGGCCGCGGCCGCGGCUCUGACGCGGUGUCGAAUACCCUGCAUGCCGAACAAGUCGAUCCAUAUGCGACCAUGGGCCAGUUCUCCUUCGCGCCAGCAACCAAGACUACGGUUGUGACGACGACGUAUACUACCACCACCACCUUUCCGCCCAUUUGCAUAAAUGCCCCUGGCAAUCUCAGCAAGCGCGACCCCAAGGAAUACCCUUUGGCCCAUGCGCAAGCACCCGAGUCGAUACGCAAGUUCUACUUCGAAUCGGGGGGCGAGCUGGCUUGCUUCGAGGAGGCAAACCCCAUUUCGGACAAAGUAAAAGAGCACAACUCGCUCCGCGACACCCUCCGAUCAUCAAAUGGAAAGUUGAAAAAGGUCGAAUCCUUCAGCGGUCCCCCGUCAUUUGCAACACCAAACCGCACGACGCGAUCGAAUGCUCACUCCCAGCCUCCGCAAUCUCGCCCCGUGUCCGGCCGACGGAAACGAGAAAACGCAGAUGAAUAUGGGCCUGUCCCCAUCCUCCGCAAGGCUGCCGAGCUCGCCCACGUACAACGCCGAAGCAAAAAGCCGCGCAUCGGCAACGAGACCGGUGUCGAAGGGACCAAUGGGACUGCACAUUUUACACCAGAGGACCUGGAUGAAGCCCUUCCAGCGACGCCAGAUACAGACCUAGCAGAGCGAGGUAAUUCGAGGGCGACGAACCCUCACUCAGGGUCGUUGCUGAAAGGAAGCAUGCGCAGCCUCUCACGGCAGACUGGCCAGGGCCACUCUUCCCUGUGGCAGUUACAGGAUUCCUUUGCUGGGCCCUCGAAUACCACGAGUACGGCAUCCCAGAGCCAGGAGCUUUCGACUGAUCAGUCCUUCUCAACAAGUAUUCUGGAUGGACCUGGUGUAGCUGCUACGCCUCCCAUUGCAGAAUUCGAUAUGGAACCCGUCGGUCCCUUUACUGAAGAGAAUUCAUUUACGGACCUUCGCUUGACAGGCUUAGGUACGGGAUCUGCACAGGAUGCCAGUCUGCCGAGCCCAAGUUUGUCGCCCAUAACAGCAGCUGCCAACCUGGCUCAACAGAACUCUCAUAGCGCCGAAGACAACUAUGACCCCAGUGAUGUCUCUGGGCUGGACCUUUCGCAAGAUGACCGGCAUCUGUCACGUAUGGGAGACUUUCCGCUCUUCCCCUCUGAUUCAAGACACGUCGUAAUGCCUGAUGCGAACGAUGUGAACAGCCCCAAUCGCCAGCUGCCAACGCCUACGGUAAUGGGUAUACCUAGCAUGCUCAACACUUUCGAUGCUUUGCCGGAGCAGAUGAAGUCAUACGUCAUGUACCAAAUGCUUCGGCGAUGCAAGAAGCCCACCUUGCACUUUGUUGCGGAUGUAGUCAAUCCAGCCUUGAAACGCGACUUCAUCGCCUCGUUGCCUACGGAACUGAGCUUGGAAAUCCUUGGCUAUCUCGAUGCCAAGAGUAUGUGCAGUGCUGCACAAGUGUCCAAAUACUGGCGAAAGCUUACUGACACGCACGAGACGGCCUGGAAAGAGCUCUUCGAGAAGGAUGGUUUCAAACUACCCAGUGGGGAAUUGGAGCGUGCUGUCCAAGAAGGAUGGGGGUGGCAAUAUCCUCACUCGGCUGACAGUUACGAGCGUGAUUUGCGUGCACAGUCCGUCAUCUCAAGAUCUGACAAUGAAGGCCCUCCUAGCCUAUCCGGUUCUGGCUAUUCCAAUAAUCACCGCGAUCAUGAAGGUGCAAUCACUAGAUCCUCUUCCACGCGCCAGAAGCGGAAAGCUACCAGUAAGUAUGCUGGUGUGAAAAAACAGCGCAAGAAGGGCUCUUCUUCUGCAAGAUCCCAGGUGGCCCUCUAUUCGCAGCCAACAGAGAACGAAGGACUGCAUGAUUGGCAGCAAACAGAGAAUGAAGGACCGCAUGCGUUUGCCAAACGAGCACAGUCCGCUAUACCCAACCCCAAUGUUGGCCUUCCAGGUUUACGCGCCAUGCAUCUCUUCAAAUCGCUAUAUCAGCGACAUCACCUGAUCCGCAAGAGCUGGAUGGCCGAGGACACGAAGCCCAAACACAUUGCGUUCCGUGCGCACCAGCGUCAUGUAGUGACGUGCCUUCAAUUUGACACGGACAAAAUCCUGACUGGGAGCGACGAUACGAAUAUCAAUGUCUACGACACAAAGACGGGUGCGCUACGUAGCCGCCUCGAAGGUCAUGAGGGUGGUGUCUGGGCACUUCAGUAUGAAGGCAAUACACUCGUUUCUGGCUCUACAGAUCGGUCUGUGCGUGUGUGGGAUAUUGAGAAGGGCAAGUGUACACAGGUCUUUCAAGGUCAUACCUCUACUGUGCGCUGUCUAGUCAUUCUCAAACCUACUCAGAUCGGCGAGACCCUAGACGGUCAACCAAUCAUGAUGCCCAAGGAAGACUUGAUCAUCACCGGUUCCCGGGAUUCUUCACUCCGUGUAUGGAAAUUGCCCAAGCCCGGCGACCGCAGCGUCAUGCAGACGGGAGGAGGCUCCAAUGACCACGAAAAUCCUUACUUCAUUCGCGUUUUGGCCGGCCAUCAUCACUCUGUCCGCGCCAUUGCUGCGCAUGGAGACACGCUUGUGAGCGGCAGCUACGACUGCACUGUGCGUGUAUGGAAGAUAUCUACAGGAGACGUUGUGCAACGCCUGCAAGGGCACUCGCAAAAAGUGUACAGUGUCGUGCUGGACCAUGCACGAAACCGCUGCAUCAGCGGUUCGAUGGACAACAUGGUCAAGGUCUGGUCCCUAGAAACCGGCGCAUGCGUCUUCACUCUGGAAGGCCACACCUCUCUUGUUGGACUGCUCGACUUGAGCCACGAGCGGCUCGUUUCCGCCGCAGCCGACUCUACUCUUCGCAUUUGGGAUCCCGAGAAUGGACAAUGCAAGAGCCGACUGUGCGCUCACACGGGCGCCAUCACGUGCUUCCAGCAUGACGGCCAGAAGGUCAUCUCAGGCUCUGAUCGCACGUUGAAGAUGUGGAAUGUACAGACUGGCGAGUUCGUCAAAGAUUUGUUGACGGAUCUCAGUGGUGUGUGGCAAGUGAAGUUUAAUGAACGUCGAUGUGUCGCAGCUGUUCAGCGCAACAGCAUGACGUAUAUCGAGGUUCUUGACUUUGGCGCUUCGCGCGAUGGUGUGCCCUUGGAGCAGCGAGGACGCCGAAUCGUGGUGGACUCGACGGGCCAGGAGAUUGAUGAUGUGACGGAGAGCGAGGUUGUCGAGGCCGAUCAGGCUUGA